Messenger RNA from Guillardia theta CCMP2712, 222 nucleotides. RefSeq lists its product as hypothetical. NCBI's taxonomy places the organism in Eukaryota, Cryptophyceae, Pyrenomonadales, Geminigeraceae. The coding region runs from base 1 to 222 and encodes 73 amino acids. The record is from RefSeq and is a predicted model, not a curated record. The transcript has 4 exons.
AUGCUCAACAAGCUCUUCCUCGUCGCUCGCUUCCAGAACCUCGCGUUCGCUCACGACACCGGCAUCGACAGGGGGGUGUGGGACAACCCUUUUGACGAUGGCUCCUUCGGCACCCAGUACAUCGCCAACGUUGAUGAGCUUCCUCAAUACUCCUGGACCUUCAACCAGCCCGAUGACUAUGGCGCGGCUGACCAGAUCACCCCUACCACUCUCACUGAGUAA